GUAACCUUGUAGGAGAAAGAAAGUCACCGUGAGUGACCCGUCGGCGUCGAGUUAAAGAAAAAAACAAUCCAGAACACACAAUGAGUGACACAGAACAGCACAAAGAGGCCGAAAACGUGUCCCAGCCUCAGUGGCCUGAGAAUGGAGAGGAGUGGAGUGAUGGAGAGGAUGCCACGAAUAUGGACUGUGGGCUUCUGCAGGCUAUGGCUGAGGAUGAUGAGGAGAUAAAUGUCUACAACGAGGAGACGUUUGGAAUGGAUCUCGAUGCACAAGGGACCACAGAGGACCCCGGCAGCGGUCUCCUUCAGUUUGGAGGAGAGCUGCCUCCACCACCAACACCUCCACCAGACCCCAAACCAUCCAAAUCACUCCGCCACCGCCCUCGCUCCCCUCCCAGACAGAGUCUACAGUAUCUGCCCCGGGCUCCCCCAGGGCAGCGUGGCAGAGUAAGGGGCCAGAGAGGAGGGCUGGGCAGGGGCCAGAUGUUUGAAGACCCAGCUGUGAUGAGGAUGGUGGAGGGGCGACCAAGCCUCAAGACUCUUGACAGUGCCAUAGUGGACCUUGGGAAUGCCAUGUACCAGAAGACCUUAGAGGAUGAUUACCUGUCGCCCUCUUUCAGAAAGACUAGAAGAAUCUCAGGAUCAAUACUUCAGGACAGUGCUGUAGUGUGUGUGAUUGAUGGUCACAGAGGUGGAGGUCAACACCUGCCCUCCAGCUUCCUGGAUUUGCCAUAUCCUGUCUCUUCCUUCAGGGGCAGAAGAGGGGAACCCGGAGGAUCCUACAUCAGGCGACAGUUUGGCCAAAGAGACCCCCCUCAGAUUCAUGCAGCCAUGGGACCAGGUUCACCCAUCUUCUCACGUCAACCGUUAACCCCGCGGCAACAUUACGAUCAGACAGGGGGCUUCCUGUUUCCUACAAACCGGCCUUGCCCCGCCACUCCUCAGUCUCUGACUCCUAAGAUGAUACAACUUCGCUUUGGUGCCAACUCACCGAGGCCGUCCCCCUUUUACAGCCCCUCGUCUAAUCCGACGCAGCAUUUCAGAUACCCCGGUCCUGUCACCCAGCUCCACCCCCAACACAAACGACUUCUUAGUCAAAAACAACGCAUAUUCCAAAGAAAACCCGAGGACUGGGAUCCUUACUGUAACCUCAUGACGGACAAAGAGAAGGAGUGGAUCACCAGGCUGCAGAUGAUUCAGCUGCAAAGUGAGAAUCCAUACCACGAGGACUACUAUUACCAGGAGUACUAUCGGCGAAUAGAAGCGAAGAUGGCAGAAGAAGAGCUGGGCAUCAGGAGCAAGAGGGAGCCACCCAAGCUUACCACGCCUUACAUCACAAAAACUGACGUCUACGCCCCAGUGGUGCACAUUGAAGGCUCCCUGGGUCAAGUUGCUGUGUCCACGUGUUACUCUCCUCGCCGGGCCAUCAGUGCAGUUCAUGCAGUCCAACCUCAGGGUCCACUUGAGGAACAACAAGACAUCAGACAACAGCGGUUAGAGAUCUUCAGCAAAAUAGAAAAGCUGUUCGGGGUUCUGUUGGAGGUCGAGGAGGCGGACAGGAUGAAAAGUACCGUUUUGUCUGAAGCGGAAGAAACCAGAUUGAUUGCAAAAUCCCAGCAGAAAGUGGACCACAUCUACUCCCAACUGCAACAUCACAAUCCCUCCAAUUCAGGCGUAGAGUUCCUUCCUUUCCUGCUGGUCUCAAAAGGCAAAAAGCUCCUCGCCCGUCUGCUCCCGUUUCUGAAACACGACACUGCACUGAAACUCUUGAGCAUUGUGACCUCUAACCUUCCUACGCUGAUGAGCAGAGAUCCAGAAGAGGCCCUUCCAGUGCUCUACCCGCCCCUUCGAAAUGUGAUUGGAGGCCUGGCGUUCAGUCAGCUGAUUGUUGUCCUCAAAAAUCUGACUUCAUCUGAGACUCUAACGACAUACGAGUCGCUCACUCUGGCAUGUCAGAACAAGUUUGGACUGUCCCUGCUGUAUGCGCUCCUGUCCCAAGGAGAGAAGCUGCUGUCCUCGGGUGUCCCCUUAGAGCCCAGCAUCGGCGACUUUGAGAGCUGGACGGACACAAUAUUCCAGGUGGCGGGACAGCUGUCCCAGUGUUCACUGGUGGAGCCGCUCCUCCUGCCCUCAAACCUGCUCACGCUCUUCUGCCGCUACCUGGACAAGCGCACUGUGCAUCAGCUGAAAAGCAACAUGGAGUCUGCAACCGGAUUCGUGGCUCUUCCAUCUUGAGGCGGACGUAAGCUAAUGAGACGUUCAACUAAUGACCCGGUUAUGAUGAACACUAGUUGAAGGAGCAGAGGCCCAGCCCUGACACAAACUACUCAGUGUUCAUUAAUAACAGAAGAAUGUAAUUUAGAAAUGCCGUCAUUAUUUAUUUAUUUUUCCCUCCUUCCCUCACAUUUUUGCACACCAAACGGUUUCCCUUCAUUUCCUUUAUCUGAUCUUUUUAUGUUCCUCCCUUUGGUCUCCAGAAGGUUACGUCAGUGCAAGUUAUUCGGAAAUCACAAACCUGAUGUUUUUUUGUUGUCGUUCUUUUAACCUUCAAAACAAGAGUUGCCAUCAUUUCAUGAGAUUGCCGUGUACUGAGUUGGUAACGUUGCAUCAACUAGUAGAUGGAGCUGAUUUACUUACUGUGUCUUCUGUCUAACCCAGUUACAUUCAGGACAAGACAACGUGAGGUAUCACUGAGAUAAAUGUGUUGGAUCAGAUAUUAUUGACCAGGUUGAGGAUUGUAUAGUAAUUUAUGAUUGUACAGCUGAACCUAUAUGUUUAUUAUAAUAAUAUGACUAUUAGGAAAGUCUGCAUGGUCAAUCAACAAAAGCCAUGCAAUUAUUAUUUUUGUAACAAGGCAUGCAUUGUGUAUACAUGUGUAGCAAUACUAAAUAUGAUGUAUUUGAUGUAAUUUUUUAUUUAUUAUAUUCAUUUGGAAACGGUAAUUUAUAUUGCACCCUUGUAGCGCACUUGCAACACAAAU
Messenger RNA from Anarrhichthys ocellatus (wolf-eel), 2979 nucleotides. It is a transcript of the gene patl2, whose product is annotated as PAT1 homolog 2. Gene Ontology annotation, biological process: P-body assembly; deadenylation-dependent decapping of nuclear-transcribed mRNA. Gene Ontology annotation, cellular component: P-body. Lineage: Eukaryota; Metazoa; Chordata; Actinopteri; Perciformes; Anarhichadidae. The record is from RefSeq and is a predicted model, not a curated record. Bases 81 to 2234 code for a protein of 717 amino acids. Gene Ontology annotation, molecular function: RNA binding. The transcript has 19 exons.